AUAUAUUCAUCGAAAUAUAUCGUAAUUAUAUGAAAAGCACUGUAGAUACUUGACAAUCUAUGAAAAGUUCGAUUUUUCAUCAAAAAAAAAUAUUUACAAUAAUUUUAUCAAUAAAUACUGUCUAGUUGGUCAACAUUGUGAGCCACUUUUCGGAUCAAAGCCGAACUUUUUUUAAAGCUUUUUUUUAAUCAUUUUGUAGAGGAGAAAAAACUGUACAACAUAUCUCAAAUUGAGCGUGGAAGUCCUAAAAAUGACUGAAUGGCAGUCGAUAUACUGGAAAAAAUCCACCUACUUUUCGCCCGAAAAAUGACUAGUCAUGAACAGUAUUUCAUAAAUAACUAUCGAUCACUCCAUAUAAAUAUAAUAUAUAAAUAGCUCAUUUUGUUCAGCGUUCAAUUCACUAUCUUUUGGUAUAUUACAGUAAACAUUUGGUUAAUUUUUUGUUAUCUUAAAAAACCCGCCUUUUUAGAGAUGAUUUUUGCAAGUAUUCUCCAAAUAUCAUCGUCAGUGAUCGACAAUAAAAUUGAGCUAACUUUUCACCAGCUCAAUCAAAUGCGCUAAAAAUUUGGAUUUAGAGGUUUUUGAUGAUGCUGAAUAAAAUGAAAACAAAAAAUCAAAAAAAAUUUUUUUGACGAGUGCUUCGAUUUCUUGAUGGCCUCAUGGACGCUCUCUUAAUGGAUCUUUCUCGAUUAUCAAUCUUUUACUAGUGUAAACAGAGCUAAACGAAGGCACAAAUUAUCUUUUUUUCUUUUAUUAUCUUAUUAAUAAAUCUAUUCUUUAGAAAAAUAAAACAAUGAAUAAUAAACUGUAAAUUGUUUCAUAUGUCAAGCAUAUCUACAAUAUCAACAACAAUAAUAACAAAAAAGGAGAAAAAUGAAGAACAAUUUGAACUUAAACACCAAUUUAUUCUUCGAAUGCCAUCACUAAUCGUUUUUUUCUUUUCAAUUCAAUAAAUCUUUGUCAAGAUUGUUUUAAUUUUUCUAGGGAUGAAUAUUCAAGACGCUUACGUCAGUUUAUUGAUUAUGGUCAUGAAAAAAUUCGUUAACGUCUUUUUAUUGAUUUAAAUCCUGAACGAAGACGUGAUCGUGUUUAAUUUGAUGAUACUGUUUUUAAAGGUACACUCUAUGAUUUACCAUCUAUAAUAGAAACAUAUAAAACAUUUCAUCGAAAAACUUUAUAUAAAAUAGAUGAUAUUGAUCAAAUAAGCAAACAUUUUUAUUUAUUUCUAAAUAAAAAUCAAAUUUUAGAUUAUUGUUUGUCAAUUACCGGAUGAUCUUAUAGUUCAACUGAGGAUGUAAAAAGAUAAAGAAAUAAAAUUUCAAUGACCACAUGGAUGUAUACCUUUAUUUAAAUCAAUAAAACUUUUUUUGUUGUUAUUUAUUUAAUAGUUUUAGUAACAUUGCCAUUAAAAAAUGUACGAAAACGACAUUUUCGUAAAGUAAAUAGAGAUGAAAUGGGAGAAGAAGUAAGACAUUUAUUUCGAGCUGAUUAUGAGGUUGAAUGCAAAGUUAUUUAUGAUAAUGAUCAACAAAUAGAAGUUAGUAAACAAAUAGAAAAAAUCCGCUUGGAACAUAAUGAUCUAUUUGGUGGUGCUCUUAGUCAAUCAGAUGAGGAAUAA
Rotaria sordida is the source of this 1618-nucleotide messenger RNA. The record is from the annotation of a GenBank genome assembly. Lineage: Eukaryota; Metazoa; Rotifera; Eurotatoria; Philodinida; Philodinidae.